GAGGCAUCCAACUGCUUGAUGGAAAGUUGUUUUGAUCGAGUCCAGAUUCAGCGUUUCCUGAGGAGAUCGAGAUAUGCAAGUGUGAAUGACGGAAACAAUAUAGAAAGAGAUGAAGAGACGCAAAUGCAGAUGGCAUAUCAGCCGUAGCCAUGGGAUUGUCUCCGAAGAACAAAGCUCGCAAGCCCUCCCAUCUCCUCCCUUGCGUCAGUGCUUUGGCUGCCUUCUCCAUCACCGCCCUUCUCCUCUAUAAGGUGGACGACUUCGCUUCCCAAACGAAAACCGUCGCGGGCCACAAUUUAGAGCCCACGCCGUGGCACCUCUUCCCACCCAAGACCUUCAGCGAACAAUCUCGGCAAGCCCGAGCUUACAAAAUCAUCCACUGCUCUUACCUUGCUUGCCACUCGGGCACCGACACCAACACCAUCCCCGAACGACACCGGACUCAUCCCUCUCAACCGAGCAAGAAAUGCCCGGCUUUCUUUCGGUGGAUCCACCACGACCUGGAACCCUGGGCUAAGACGGGGAUUUCUCCAGCCCAUUUGGCCGAGUCCCAGAAAUUUGCGGCUUUCCGGAUCGUGAUCGUUUCGGGGAAGCUGUACGUGGAUUUGUAUUAUACGUGCGUGCAGAGCCGAAUGAUGUUUACGAUAUGGGGGUUGUUGCAGCUACUCAAGAGGCAUCCUGGGAUGGUACCUGAUGUCGAUAUGAUGUUUGAUUGCAUGGAUAGGCCUCGUAUCAACGUGACUGAGCACGAAUCCAUGCCGCUGCCGCUGUUUCGUUAUUGCACCAAUGAGGAUCACUACGACAUCCCGUUUCCUGAUUGGUCUUUUUGGGGUUGGCCAGAGACAAAUUUAAGGCCCUGGGAUGAGGAGUUCCGAGACAUUAAACAAGGUUCUCAACGUACAAGUUGGUCGAAGAAGUCUCCCCGAGCAUAUUGGAAAGGAAAUCCUGAUGUUGGGUCUCCUGUCCGUGUAGAAUUACAGAAUUGUAAUCACUCUACGAUGUGGGGAGUGCAAAUCAUGCGUCAGGAUUGGGAAGAAGAAGCACGAAUUGGUUACGAGCAAUCCAAACUAUCAAAUCAGUGUAAUUACCAGUAUAAAAUUUAUGCGGAAGGCUACGCUUGGUCCGUGAGCUUGAAGUACAUUCUAUCAUGUGGUUCUCUUGCACUAAUAAUAUCCCCAGAUUAUGAAGAUUUCUUCAGUCGGGGUCUCAUUCCCAAGAAAAACUAUUGGCCUGUCUCUGUAAAUGAUUUAUGCCCCUCAUUAAAGCAUGCUGUUGAUUGGGGUAAUAAACACCCAUCUGAGGCUAAGGCAAUAGGAAAAGAAGGGCAGAAAUUGAUGGAAACCUUGAGUAUGGAUAGGGUCUAUGAUUACAUGUUUCACCUCAUUACGGAGUACUCAAAGCUGCAGCACUUCAGGCCAGUCCCACCUUCUUCUGCUCAAGAACUGUGUCCGGAGUCCCUGAUUUGCUUUGCGGAUGGCAAGCAGAGGGAAUCCCUGGAACAAUCAACUGUCUUGCCUUCAAAAGAACCACCAUGCACCCUUCAGCCUGCCGAUAGUAAUCUCAUCAAGAGCUUGAUACAACAGAAAAAGAAAAUUAUCAAGGAUGUGGAAGACAUGAAGAAGCUGAAAGCACAGAGACGUUCAAACUAGGACAGCUGGCAUUGUGGUUAUGAAGGAAAAUUAAAUUUUGUAGUCUCUUAUAGUUGUAGGUCCAAUUCCAACCUCUCCAGGUCCAAAUUUCAUAGAAUCAAGGCCAUAUUUCCUGUUGUUUUCGUGAAUAAAAUGAAGUUCAGAUAUACUUUUGUUAGCAAAGAUGGUGUGAAGAUUCUUUGUAGAAACGACCUUCUUUCUUGAUAAUGCAUGAUAAUUCAAAGCCAAAAAGUUAUGGGAUCAAGACCACUCUUGUGGUCCCAAUUAAAUUCCAUUUUUUCACUUUCCUUUUA
Carya illinoinensis is the source of this 1942-nucleotide messenger RNA. RefSeq names its product protein O-glucosyltransferase 1-like. The coding region runs from base 150 to 1649 and encodes 499 amino acids. NCBI's taxonomy places the organism in Eukaryota, Viridiplantae, Streptophyta, Magnoliopsida, Fagales, Juglandaceae. The transcript has 6 exons. The record is from RefSeq and is a predicted model, not a curated record.